CAGUUCUCUAUACAUCCUUCAAUCAAUAGGAAUGAUGCGGUGCUGGUGGAAGAAAUCACCAAGGUUGUGUUGAUGAGGUUGAGUAAGCUCAAGAAUUCACCAGUUAAAUCAAAAGAACUUGUUGGAAUUGACAAAUCUAUUUCACAUUUGAAAUCAUUGUUAAAGAAAGAGUCACAAAAGGCCCCUGUUAUCGGAAUUUGGGGUAUGGGUGGUAUUGGCAAGACAACUAUUGCAAAAGAAUUAUUUGACCAAAUUUGUUCUGAAUAUGAUGGUUGUUGUUUCUUGGAAAAGGUAAGUGAAGAGUUAACAAGACAUGGAAUGGAUUCUUUAAAAAAUAAACUUUUUUCUAAACUAUUGGCAGAAGAUGUGAAAAUUGAUACACCAAAUUGGUUGCCUAGUGAUAUUGAGAGGCGGAUUGGCCGCAUGAAGGUUCUUAUCGUUCUUGAUGACGUCAAGGGUACAGAUCAGCUGGAAAAAUUAUUUGGAAGUUGUGAUUGGUUUCAAUAUGAUAGUAGAAUAAUUUUAACAGCCAGAGAUAAGCAAGUACUUAUUGCUAAUGAAGUUGAUAAAGAUGAUCUGUUUGAGGUUGGGGUAUUGGGUCCUACUGAAGAACUUGAGCUUUUCAAUUUGAAUGCCUUUAAACAAAGUGAUCUUGAAGUUGAUCAGUUUUGUGAUGUAUCAAAGAGGGUGACCGAAUAUGCCAAAGGAAUUCCAUUAGUUCUUAAAGUUUUGGCUAAUAUGCUUCGUGGAAAAAAUAAAGAAGUAUGGGAAAGUCAGCUAGACAAACUUAGAAGACUGCCAGUUCAAGAAGUUGAUAAAGUAAUGAGACUCAGUUAUGAUGAUCUUGAUCCUUUAGAGAAGAAGUAUUUUUUAGAUAUUGCAUGUUUCUUCAAUGGGUUGAGUUUGAGAGUGGGUUACAUAACACUUUUAUUGAAAGAUUCUAACAGUGAUAAUUCAGUGGCUGCUGGGUUAGAAAGCUUGAAAGACAAAGCUCUUAUAACUAUUUCUGAAUAUAAUGUUAUAUCUAUGCAUGACAUUCUACAAGAAAUGGGUCGGGAGGUAGUUCGCCAAGAAUCUAGAGAACACCCUGAAAAACGCAGUCGAUUAUGGAAUCCUGAUGAAAUUUAUGAUGUAUUGAAAAAUGACAAGGGUACUGAUUCUAUAAGAAGCAUAAGUCUGCGAACAAUGAGGAAGCUCGAGUUAAGCCCUCGUGUAUUUGAUAAGAUGACCAAACUUCGAUUUUUGUAUUUUGGUGAUAUAGAUAGUUUCAAUUGUCUUCCUCAAAGGUUUCAAUCUUUUCCAACUAAUCUAAGAUAUCUUCAUUGGAUGUAUUGUCCUCUAAAAUCAUUCCCAGAGAACUUUUCUGCAGAGAAUCUUGUUAUAUUGAACUUGUAUGAUAGUAAAAUGGAAAAGCUUUGGCGUGGAGUGCAGGAUCUAAUUAAUUUAAAAGAAGUUAGAUUCACUAAUUCAAAAUUCUUAAAGGAGUUACCAGACUUUUCAAAAGCCACAAAUCUGAAGGCAUUUCAUAUCAAAAUCUGUAAAGAGUUGAUAAGCGUCCAUCCAUCUAUUUUCUCUCUUAACAGGCUUGAGCAAUUGGGUCUAUCGUGGUGUCCCAUCAAUGCACUGCCAUCAUCUUUUGGAUGUCAAAGCAAUCUAGAAACCCUGAAUUUAAGUUACACUAAAAUUGAGAGCAUACCUUCAAGCAUCAAGGAUCUUACAAGACUAAGAAAAUUAGACAUACAAGGUUGCAAAAAGCUUCUGUCUCUACCCGAGCUUCCUUCAUCAGUUGAAACUCUACUUGUUAGCAGCUGUAGAUCACUGAAGACUGUAUUGUUCCCUUCAACAGUUGCUGAACAAUUCAAGGAAAACAAGAAAAGUGUUGAGUUCUGGCAUUGCAAGAACUUGGAUGAAAGUUCUCUCAUAAAUGUUGGGUUGAAUGUUCAAAUCAAUUUAAUGAAGUAUGCUAACUUUGGUUCUGAUGAAGCAAUGUAUGUGUAUCCUGGAAGUAAUGUUCCAGAGUGGUUUGAGUACAAGACAACAAAGGAUGACAAGAUUGUUGAUCUCUCUCCACCUCACCUCUCCCCCUUGUUGGGCUUUGUUUUUUGCUUUGUUUUUAAAAUUAUAAAAAGAUCACCUAUCCAUUAUUUUACCCAAAUGGAAUUUAACAUCAGUACAAUUGAUGUUGAGGGUGACGGUGAAAAGGAUGGUGUUGAUAUCUACAUGCGUGGGCCAUCCCUUCUUAAAUCAGAUCAUGUGAGCAUGGUAUACGAUCAACAAUGUUCUCAAUUCUUAACUAAAAAAGCAAAAAAUCAGGCAAGGUUUAAAAUCAAGGUUACAGUAAGGGCAAUUGGAUUUUCCUGUGAUUUAAAUCAUGUGGAAUUAAAAGGGUUUGGCAUGAGCCCUAUAAACCAGUCAACAUAUCACAAUUUCAUUCAACAAAUGGAAUACGAAUGUGCUGAAGGUGAAAGGAACAAAGGAAAUAAAAGAAAAAGAAAUUUGAGGCGAGAAAAGCCUUAA
Molecule: messenger RNA, 2517 nt
Organism: Medicago truncatula (barrel medic)
Lineage: Eukaryota; Viridiplantae; Streptophyta; Magnoliopsida; Fabales; Fabaceae
Product: putative disease resistance protein At4g11170
Exons: 3
Coding region: 73-2517 (814 amino acids)
Biological process (GO): defense response
Molecular function (GO): protein binding; ADP binding
Source: RefSeq, a predicted model, not a curated record